This is a messenger RNA of Otolemur garnettii (small-eared galago), 2066 nucleotides long. RefSeq names its product coagulation factor XII (gene F12). Gene Ontology annotation, cellular component: rough endoplasmic reticulum; extracellular region. The record is from RefSeq and is a predicted model, not a curated record. Gene Ontology annotation, biological process: zymogen activation; blood coagulation. The coding region runs from base 39 to 1898 and encodes 619 amino acids. Gene Ontology annotation, molecular function: serine-type endopeptidase activity; calcium ion binding. Lineage: Eukaryota; Metazoa; Chordata; Mammalia; Primates; Galagidae. The transcript is spliced from 14 exons.
AUCGAUCUGGACUCCUGUACAGGGAGUCAGACUAAUGGAUGGACACCAUGAGGGCUUUGCUGCUCCUGGGGUCCCUGCUGGUAAACCUGGAGCCAACACUUUCACCUCCACCUUGGAAAGCCCCCAAGGAGGAUAAGCACAAGGUGAAUGAGCACACAGUGGUUCUCACUGUCACCGGGGAGCCCUGCCACUUCCCCUUCCAGUACCACCGACGGCUAUACCAUAAAUGCAUCCACAAGGGCCAGCCAGGCCCCCAGCCCUGGUGUGCUACCACUCCCAACUUUGAUCAGGACCAGCGAUGGACAUACUGCCUAGAGUCCAAGAAAGUGAAAGACCACUGCAGCAAACACAGCCCCUGCCAGAAAGGAGGGAUGUGUGUGAACACACUGACUGGCCCUCACUGCUUCUGUCCAGAACAUCUCACUGGGAAGCACUGCCAGAAAGAGAAGUGCUUCGAGCCUCAGCUUCUCCGGUUCUUCCGUGAGAAUGAGACAUGGUACAGAUCGCAGCUGGGAGGUGUGGCCAAAUGCCAGUGCAAGGGGCCUGACAACCGCUGCCAGCAGUUGGCCAGUCAGGCUUGCCUCACCAACCCAUGCCUCAACGGUGGUCGCUGCCUGGAGGCGGAGGGCCACCACCUGUGCCAUUGCCCCAUGGGCUACACGGGACCCUUCUGCGACAUAGACACUGAGGCGAGCUGCUACGAGGGCCACGGGCUCAGCUACCGCGGCAUGGCUAAGACCACACUCUCAGGUGCACAAUGUCAGCCGUGGACCUCUGAGGCCACCUACAGGAAUGUGACUGCUGAACAAGCGCUGAAGUGGGGACUGGGCGGCCACGCCUAUUGCCGGAACCCGGACAAUGACACCCGCCCAUGGUGCUUCGUGUUGAGCGGCCACCGGCUGAGCUGGGAGUAUUGCGACCUGGCACCGUGCCAGCCCCCAGCCAGGACAGCGCCUCCAAUCCGGGUCCCCCCGGGGCGUCAGGACCUGCCCUUGCCCCCGCAUCCGUCAUUGCAGAAGCCUCAGUCCACGACCCAGACCCGGCCUCAGUCCCCGACCCCAGGUUUGCUCGCGAAGCCGGAGCAGCAGUCUUCCCUGCCCGGGACCCGCCUGCUCGGCUGCGGACAGCGGCUCCGCAAGCGGCUGUCCUCGGUGAGACGCGUCGUUGGCGGACUGGUGGCGCUUCCCGGGACGCACCCUUAUAUCGCAGCACUGUAUUGGGGCCACAGUUUCUGCGCCGGUAGCCUCAUCGCCCCCUGCUGGGUGCUGACAGCAGCGCACUGCCUGCAGGACCGGCCGGCGCCAGAGGAGCUGACGGUGGUUCUUGGCCAGGACCGCCAUAACCAGAGUUGUGAGCAGUGCCAGACGCUGGCUGUGCGCUCCUACAGCCUGCAUGAGGCCUUCUCACCCAUCAGCUACCAGCAUGACCUUGCUCUUCUGCGCCUACAGGAGAGCGCGGACGGCAACUGCGCGCUCCUGUCGCCUUACGUUCAGCCGGUAUGUUUGCCGAGCAGUGCCGCUAGACGAGCCGAACCCAAGGCCGCACUCUGCGAAGUGGCCGGGUGGGGCCACCAGUUUGAAGGGGCGGAGGAAUAUUCCAGCUUCUUGCAGGAGGCGCAGGUGCCCUUCAUCUCCCUGGAACGCUGCUCCGCCCCAGACGUUCAUGGAGACUCCAUCCUCCCUGGCAUGCUCUGCGCUGGCUUCCUCGAGGGCGGCACUGAUGCAUGCCAGGGUGACUCUGGAGGCCCACUGGUGUGUGAGGACGAGGCCGCUGAGCACCGGCUCACUCUUCGAGGCAUCAUCAGCUGGGGCUCAGGCUGUGGUGACCGCAAUAAGCCAGGUGUCUACACCGAUGUGACAAAUUACCUGGCUUGGAUCCAGGAGCACACUGCUUCGUGAUUGUCCAGGGACUUGUCUUUUCCCCCUUCAUGAUUCCAUAAUGGGUCAGUGACCAGGUUGAUCAUGGACAGCAAAGAUUGUGUUCCAUUCUGUCUCCCCAACCCCCAACAUCACCAUCUCUGCACCAAGCAUGGUGCAAAAACCCAAUAAAUGCUUUGAAAAUACUGA